Molecule: messenger RNA, 1082 nt
Organism: Diuraphis noxia (Russian wheat aphid)
Lineage: Eukaryota; Metazoa; Arthropoda; Insecta; Hemiptera; Aphididae
Product: ATP synthase mitochondrial F1 complex assembly factor 2 homolog l(2)k14505
Biological process (GO): mitochondrial proton-transporting ATP synthase complex assembly
Cellular component (GO): mitochondrion
Source: RefSeq, a predicted model, not a curated record
UUUAUUAAACAUUUUAAUGCUGUUGGUAACUGUUAUUUUUUGUAUCUAAAUUGUAUUUUAUUUUAGUUUAAGUUAAAAUCCAUUACAUUUCUCGCUGCAUCACUCUAAUAAUAGCAAAUACAUACUUAAAAGAUUUAAAAUUGAAAUGUUCCAAAUUGUACGGUGUUUAAAACCUAUAGCAAGAAACCAAAUCCAGAUAAAAUAUAAAUUUUAUAAUGUCAUGCAAAUUCCAUCAUUUACCAGCAGGUCUUAUGCUAUCAAUAAAUUUUAUAAAACCACUUCAAUUAUUGAAAAUAAAGACUCUUAUGGAGUAUUACUUGAUAAUAGCAAAUUAAAAACACCAUUAGGUAAAGAGCUUAUAAUAAAUAAUAAAGCUUUGGCUCUUGCUGUUGCUGAAGAAUGGGAAAUGCAGAAAGAACAUAUAAAAACAGAUCCUAUGCACUUGACAAAGCUGUGUUUUUUGGCAGUCGACAAUCCUAGUGGUCUUUCAGAACAUGAAGUAGUACAACAAAUAUUGUCUUAUCUAGAGACUGAUACAGUCUUUUUUAUUUCUGAUGCCGAUCAUGAGCUAGAGAAAGUAUUGAUGGAAAAAUGGAUGCCACUAAUUCAGAGAUUUAAUGGAUAUUUUGACACCAAUUUAAAACCAUCCAAAGGUAUUUAUGUUGAAAGUCUUGAUGAAAAGACUAGGGMAUUAGUUGAAAAAUAUUUUUUAUCGCUUGGAUUCCCUGCACUUCAUGGUGUAUUACAUGCUGUUGAAACUUUAAAAUCAUUAGUGCUUACUUCAUGUUGUUUACAUCAAGAUAUUUCUGUAAAAGAUGCUGUUCUAUUGUCUAAGAUGGAAGAAGAAUACCAGUGUACAAAAUGGGGACGUGUGGAUUGGAUUAAAGAUUAUAUAGACAAUGACUCUGUAAUCAGAUUGUCAGCUGCUAUGCUAUUCAUUUACUAUACACUCAAUCCUAAAUACAAACCAUUAGCCAAACGGGAUAACUAUACUCAAAUACAACAGUCUUUAAAACAAUAACUAAUAAGUCAUGUAUAAUAAUUCAUUAAUAAAUAGAGCAUAUCCAUAUGAUUUUUUUAUG